GCCCGGAGGCCUCUGCCAGGGCACCACAGGCAUUGUGAGGGAUGCUUCAACCGCCACUGCCACAUUCCUGUGGAACCCAACGUCUCCUGCCUGGUAAUAAGCUGCCACCUGCUCUGUGGUGCCACCUUCCACAUGUGCAAAGAGGCAGAGCACCAGCUCCUCUGCCCUUUAGAGCAGGUUCCAUGCCUCAACUCCGAAUAUGGCUGUCCUCUGUCCAUGUCCCGCCACAAACUGGCCAAGCACCUGCAGGUGUGCCCCGCCAGCGUGGUCUGCUGCUCCAUGGAGUGGAACCGCUGGCCAAAUGUGGACUCUGAAACCACCCUUCAUGAGAACAUCAUGAAAGAGACCCCCAGUGAGGAGUGUUUGGACACAGCCCUGGCCCUGCAGGACCAGAAGGUCCUCUUCAGAUCCUUGAAAAUGGUGGAACUUUUCCCAGAAACUAGAGAGGCUACUGAGGAGGAACCAACUAUGAAUGGUGAAACCGGUGUGGAGGAAAUGGGAGGAGCAGUAGGUGGAGUGGAUAUCAGUUUGGUACCACAUGGUUUGUCAGCAACUAAUGGGGAGAUGGCAGAGCUAAGUCAAGAAGAACGGGAGGUGCUAGCCAAAACCAAAGAAGGGAUGGACCUGGCUAAGUUUGGCCAGUGGGAAAAUAUUUUCAGCAAAGAGCACGCAGCCUCUGCUUUAACAAAUUCGUCAGCGAGCUGUGAGAGCAAGAAGAAGAAUGGCCCAGAGAAGGAACAGAUUUCCAGUGGCAAUAACAUGGUAGAAGGAGAGGGCGCUCCCAAAAAGAAAGAACCACAGGAAAAUCAGAAGCAGCAGCAUGUUCAUACAGCUAUGGAAACCACAGGGCUUGCCCCUUGGCAGGAUGGUGUUCUGGAAAGACUGAAAACAGCUGUGGAUGCAAAGGACUAUAACAUGUAUCUAGUGCACAAUGGGCGGAUGCUGAUCCACUUUGGUCAGAUGCCUGCUUGUACACCCAAGGAGAGAGACUUUGUUUAUGGCAAGCUUGAGGCUCAGGAAGUUAAGACUGUUUACACCUUCAAAGUUCCUGUGAGCUACUGUGGAAAGCGAGCUCGACUUGGAGAUACCAUGUUGAGUUGUAAGCCGAGUGAACACAAGGCAGUGGAUACUUCAGAUCUGGGGAUCACUGUGGAGGACCUGCCCAAAUCAGAUCUCAUCAAGACCACCCUCCAGUGUGCUUUGGAAAGAGAACUCAAAGGCCAUGUCAUCUCUGAAUCCAGAAGCAUUGAUGGAUUGUUCAUGGAUUUUGCCACACAAACAUACAACUUUGAGCCAGAACAGUUUUCCUCUGGGACAGUGCUGGCUGACCUAACCACUGCCACCCCAGGGGGACUCCACGUGGAGCUCCACAGUGAGUGUGUGACCAGGAGACACAACAAAAGCAGUUCUGCCUUCACUUUCACUUGCAACAAAUUCUUCAGGAGGGAUGAGUUCCCCCUGCACUUCAAGAAUGUCCACACAGACAUUCAGUCUUGUCUCAACGGCUGGUUCCAGCAUCGAUGCCCCCUUGCCUACUUGGGAUGUACAUUUGUUCAAAACCAUUUCCGUCCCCCGGGGCAAAAGGCAAAAGUAAUCUACAGCCAGGAGCUCAAGACCUUUGCCAUUAAGCCGGAGGUUGCUCCAGAGCUGAGCGAGGGAAGGAAGAACAACCAUCUUUUGGGUCAUGGAGGAAAAAGCCAGAAUUCUUUAACCAGCCUGCCCCUGGAGAUUUUGCAGUACAUUGCUGGGUUCUUGGACAGUGUCAGCCUGGCCCAGCUCUCCCAGGUGUCUGUGCUGAUGAGGAAUAUCUGUGCCACUUUGUUACAAGAGAGAGGAAUGGUCCUUUUGCAAUGGAAGAAGAGGUAUUCCCAUGGAGGCACCUCCUGGAGAGUCCACAGAGAGAUCUGGCAGUUCAGCAGCCUCUUCUCCAAAAUCAAGAGCUGGGAGUUUAAUGAAGUCACCUCCAUGUCUGAGCACCUGAAGUCCUGUCCUUUCAACAUCGUAGAGCACAAAACUGACCCGAUUCUUUUGACCAGCAUGUGUCAGCCCCGUGAGCAGGCCCGAGAGAGCUUAGUCUCCACCUUUAGAGUCAGACCACGAGGAAGAUACGUCUCCUAAAAAUGCAGAUGCCACCCGAUGCACCCUUCUUGGAUUUCUUCUCGGAGUUCCUGAAGUAGGACAGGGUGUGGUUUUGAGGACUCCGUUCUGUAAACUGCCUAUUUGCUUAUCAGGGUGUAUUGGAACAUGCAAUGUCCUUCAAAACCUCAACACAAGGCCAAAGAAUUUCCUAAGCCAUGUCUUGUACCAUAGUGACAUAUUAGUGACUUAUUACCUUUUUUCUUUUCUUUUCUUUUUUCUUUCUUUCUAAAAUAGAUUGGUCUGAGAAGAAAAUAAGUAAUUUGAGGCCAUUUGGAAGAUGGACCCAAUUUCUUAAGCGAUGAGAGAGCAUGAAAUUCCAUAAUCAGUACAGGCCUGCGCUUUUAUGGGCUUUUUAGUUUACAGAGCACUUUCAAAUUUAUGGGACAGGAAACGCAGAAUGGGACUAAGGUACAAAGAGUUACUCCCCAGGGAAUGCAGGGUGAAGGGAACAAAGCUGGAGGCUCUGGAGCUGGGUCUGUUUUGAUGGUCAAGUCCAGGGCUUGUUUUGGCCAUUCUACUGCCUCUAGGCCAGGGUAGUUCUAACACAGCCUGACAUAGGAGAGCCCCUGACUGAGCAUGGCAGCCUUGAAGAUACCACAGGCCAAAACAUGAGGGGCAGAAAUGGGGUCACAGAGUCUGCUGUUAGAAUCUUGGCAACAUACAGCAGGAAAGCCUUGAGAAAUGGGGAGUCCAAAGGAGACACCGUAUUUAUGGAGAACAUUAGGACAAAAAGCCACAAGCCUACUUUUUUAACAUUUUAAUGACUUAAGGGUCAAGAUGUUUUUUCCUCAGAAAAUUAUGUUCUGAGUUAGGCAGAACACAGGCAUGGCCCUGGGCCACCCUGCGCUAUCUGAAAUGACCUCAAUACACUAAUGCCAACCUCAGCGUCAUGCCAGAAUGCACAGGGUAGCCCAGGGAGACCACACCUUUGGCAAAGUCCAGACAAGGCCCACUGCAGUUCCUAUGGCACCAGUCACCAGCUCCUAGACACCACUUGGGUACCCCAUUGGGGUCUUGGAGAGGAAGACAUGUGAACCUAACGGCUCCCUGAAAUUGCUCCUACCCAUCCAUAUUGCUGGUCAUGCAUUCAGUCUGACAAAAAUGGAUGAUACUGCUAUUUUUGGUAACAAACAGUGAAUAUUCAUAAGAACA
Messenger RNA from Chlorocebus sabaeus (green monkey), 3291 nucleotides. It is a transcript of the gene FBXO40, whose product is annotated as F-box protein 40. NCBI's taxonomy places the organism in Eukaryota, Metazoa, Chordata, Mammalia, Primates, Cercopithecidae. The record is from RefSeq and is a predicted model, not a curated record. Gene Ontology annotation, molecular function: zinc ion binding; ubiquitin protein ligase activity; protein binding. Gene Ontology annotation, cellular component: cytoplasm.